AUGAGUUCCAACAACACAUCCAUCCUCAUCACCGGCGCUGGGGGCUUUAUAGGCCAAGAGCUCGCCGCCGCGCUCUCCUCUUCCUUCCCAGACGCCACUCUCACCCUCACCGACGUCUUCGAGCCACCGAUCCCCCCAAACACCAACUCGUCAAACAUAAAAUCGAUUAAAUCCGACCUCACCAACCCCGACUCCAUAAGCUCCCUCUUCUCGACGCCCUACACAGCAUGCUACCUCCUCCAUGGUAUCAUGUCCGGCGGCGCCGAAGCGAACCUCGACCUCGGGCUCAAAGUAAACCUCGACUCGCACCGCAUGAUCCUCGACUUCCUACGGGUGAACCACCCAGGCGCGAAAGUUAUAUUCCCAAGUAGCACGGCGGUAUACGGACCCGACGAGCCGGGCCAGAUGAUGACGGAGAAGACGCAGCCGCUGCCGCAAAGCAGCUACGGCACGGAGAAGCUGAUGAUUGAGUUACUGCUCAAUGACUACUCGAGACGAGGACUGCUGGACGGCAGGAUCGUGAGGUUGCCCACUGUGAUUGUAAGGCCGGGCAAGCCGAGUGCGGCGGCCUCGAGCUUUGCGAGUGGAAUUGUGAGGGAGAGUCUCAAGGGUGAGAAGAACAUUUUGCCAGUACGCGAGGACCUGAAGAUGUGGGUUUGUUCGCCGAGGACGGUAGUGAAGAAUCUCGUGUAUGUGAUGGAUGUGCCCAAGGAGAAAUUUGGCACCUCGAGGGUUGUCAAUUUGCCGGGGCAGACGGUGACGGUAGCGGAGAUACUAGAGGCGCUGGAGAAGGUUGGAGGCAAAGAGAAGAGAGAUUUGGUAGAGAAGAAGAGGGAUGAGAAGAUUGAGACUAUCGUUGAGAGCUGGCCGACGAAUCUCGAUGCGGCUCGGGCGCGGGAGCUGGGUAUGAUGGAUGACGUGGACUUGUCGGAGACCGUCCAGGUGUUUGCUGACAGUCUGAAGUCAUAG
Molecule: messenger RNA, 969 nt
Organism: Coniosporium apollinis CBS 100218
Lineage: Eukaryota; Fungi; Ascomycota; Dothideomycetes
Exons: 1
Coding region: 1-969 (322 amino acids)
Source: RefSeq, a predicted model, not a curated record